Molecule: messenger RNA, 1338 nt
Organism: Morus notabilis
Lineage: Eukaryota; Viridiplantae; Streptophyta; Magnoliopsida; Rosales; Moraceae
Product: patellin-4
Exons: 4
Coding region: 1-1338 (445 amino acids)
Molecular function (GO): lipid binding
Source: RefSeq, a predicted model, not a curated record
AUGGUGAAGAAAAAUGAGGAGACCGAGACCGAAAAUAUCGAUCAAGAUGAAGAGAAUGAUGAAACUGAUAUCAAUGAUAGUAACGAUGACGAUGAUUUCGAAUCGAUAACCCGAGAAGAAGACGAGCAAAUCACUGCUCCUUACGUCGAAAUGAAUCGGAAGAAGAAGAAAGCCUUGUUGGAAUUCAGGUGCAGGGUCGAAGACGCGAUCCUGGGAAACUAUCUUUUGGGCAAGCCGAACCAGUUCCUCUCAAGAACCGAAAUCAUGAGGCAGAAGGAGAUCCUCCGAGAGAUUACUCUCUGGGACGUGCCGUUGUUGCCGAGCAAAGGCCACGAAGGGACAGACAUUGUGCUUCUCAGGUUCCUCAGAGUCAAGGACUUCAAAGUCAACGAAGCCUUCCAAAUGCUCCGGCGAACUCUCAGAUGGCGAAAGGAGUACAAGGCCGACGAGAUUCUUGAUGAGAAGUUGGGCCCGGAUGUUGAAAAGGUUAUGUGUUUGGACAGCCGAGAUAGGGAAGGUCGUCCUUUGUGUUAUAGUGUUUAUGGGGCUUUCAGAGAUAGGGAAGUUUACAAGAGAGCCUUCGGUUCGGAAGAGAAUGGUGGGGAGUUCUUGAGGUGGAGGAUUCAGUGCUUGGAGAAGGGAAUAAAGAAGCUCGAAUUCAAGAAUGGUGGUGUGGAUUCUAUCGUCCAGAUUUCGGACUUCAAGAACUCUCCCGGACCGGUUAUGAAAGAGCUCCGUUCUGUUAGCAAGAAAGCAAUGAUUUUGAUUCAAGACAACUAUCCUGAACUCAUUCACAAGAUUAUUGUUAUCAAUGCUCCAUUAUGGUACUAUGCGGUUCACAUGUUACGAUCAAGAUUCUUAACCCAAAAAACAAAGAGCAAGUUUGUGUUCGCUAGGGCCCCAAAGGUUACCAAGACACUUCUCAAGUUUGUAGCAGCAGAGAGCCUUCCAGUUCAAUAUGGUGGCCUCAAAAGAGAAAGCGACCAAGACUUUUCGCCUCUCGACAAGGCUUCGGAGCGAAAAAUCAAUGGAAAUUCAACUGCCUACAUUGAGUUUCCAGUUUCUGAGGCUGGUUUAACAAUGGUCUGGGAUUUAAGUGUGGUUGGAUGGGACGUGACCUAUAAGGAGGAGUUCAUUCCUGAUGACGAAGGAUCAUACAAGAUUUUACUCAAAAAUCAGAAGAGAAUGGGAGAGAAUGUAAGAAAUUCAUUCUACAUUCGUGAACCUGGCAAAAUAUUGAUUACCAUUGACAAUGGGACUUUCAAGAAAAAGAGAGUUCUUUACAGAUCUAAAGCCAAACCUACAAUCCCCAUGUACAUCUUUUUCAAGAAUCAAUAG